AUGGGAAAGUGUGUUAGGGUUCCGAUCAUGACGGACUCUGUUUUGACGGAGCUAAACUGUCGCCCUUGUAAGAUUCCGAAGUUUCACAACGCUUGCGAAGGAUCAAAAUCCUCCAACAUAAAGCGCAAGCUCAAGGAGAGAGACGUCUACAACGAUGAAUAUGUGCGACAGUACAUACUUUUUCACUAUCAGUACAAGAAAUCCGAGGGUUUCACGAUUGAUUGGGAGCAAUUUGAUUACGUGUUCCCGAUUAGAUCGUUCGAUAAUUCACCAAACCGUAUUAGCGAUACACGAAGCCACGCCGAGAUGAUCCGCGAGGUGACACUCUUCGCCAUCGAGAAACACAACGAAGCCAAGGGAACAAAACUUGUGUUUGUCGAGCACAUUCGGGCAAAUUACCUGUUUCUGAAUGGCCUUGUCUCUUGGUUAACAUUCUGGGCAAUGGACAUGAAUUCAUCCAGUCCAGAGUCGAAAAUCUAUCAAGCAAAAGUUUGGCGCCUCGGAAAAUUACGGUUUGAUAUUCCCAUUUUCAGGCUCAAGCCGACGGAAGAAGAGAUUGCUUCUGUUGAAGUGGAACCUCCCGCUCCCUUAGAAUGUGACUCUGACGACUACCCUGGUACUGCUUCUUUCUCUUCAUUCUUUGACCCAAUAAAACCAGCUGUAGUGUUUGCUCGACCUGGUCCUAAUGAUGAUACUGGGCUUCCCUUUGUCUUCCAUCGAACUGAAGCUGGUCGUCUUUGUCCUCCAUCGAACUGAAGCUGGUCGUCUUUGAUUGCUGAAAACAAUGCGGAUGUAUAACUCAUCCUAAACAAUAUUAAAAUCUUAUAUUUCCUGUCUUAAGUUAUCAGUUUUUUUUGUGUGUGCACCGUCUAAGUUGUCAGUUUAGAACGCUUUAUCAAACCUUUAUAUUGUUGUAUCGUAUCUUGUGAACCAUCUAAUAUGUACCAUUUAACUUGGUUUUUGCUCUUUC
Messenger RNA from Thlaspi arvense, 970 nucleotides. The record is from the annotation of a GenBank genome assembly. NCBI's taxonomy places the organism in Eukaryota, Viridiplantae, Streptophyta, Magnoliopsida, Brassicales, Brassicaceae.